Molecule: messenger RNA, 1143 nt
Organism: Manduca sexta (tobacco hornworm)
Lineage: Eukaryota; Metazoa; Arthropoda; Insecta; Lepidoptera; Sphingidae
Product: adenylate kinase 8-like
Biological process (GO): nucleoside triphosphate biosynthetic process
Cellular component (GO): cytoplasm
Molecular function (GO): AMP kinase activity; ATP binding; nucleoside diphosphate kinase activity
Source: RefSeq, a predicted model, not a curated record
AUACAAUUCUCUUUGGCAUUAUCAUGUCUCCUUGUUCAUUUACUGUAAUUAUUAUAGCCAACAUAUCGUAAACUGGUGUAUAAAACAAGUAAUUUAUUACUUUAAAAUGACUGAAACAGAUGCUACGAAGAGACCGCUAACAAUGCCCGAGAGUUUUGUACCGUACCUCGAAAAAUACAGAAUUUACAAAAUAUUCAAAGAUAUGGUGAAAGACCUAGUCGUUAAUUUACCGAAAGAUCAUCUGAAGCACAUGAAGGUGUAUGUCGGCCGCCAACUACAUUGCUCUAAAGAUAUCGACAGGGUCAUUUUACUUGUUUCUCCCCAGUUGAAAUGGAUUGAUAUUAAAGAUCUCGCUAAGCAGAUGAUCAAAGACCUCGGAUUUUUCGUCAUCACCCGUAGAGUGGUGAUGGAUCGCUACGAGAAGCACGACGAGUACGUGCCGGGCUGCGUGUCGCCGGUGCUGAUGUCGCAAGUCACCAAGAUGCUGACAGAGAAGGAACCCGUUGCACAGGCCGGUUGGCUCAUGUUUGAUCACCCGUGCACGGUGCGCGAGGCGCGCUGCCUGCAACAGGACGGUGUGCUGCCGACGGUGACGCUGGUGCUGAUGCCGACGCCGCGCCCGAGCAGCCCGCGCACAACGCACGCUCGCGCCAGGAAUUUCUUCCAGCAGGACUUCGAAGGGCUCAAGUUUGCUUAUAAGGCUACCUUGAAGGAAGUCCACGUAGAUCCCGACGACGACCUCGACAAAGUCGCGACAAAAUGUUUCAACGGGGUGCGCGCUUGCGCAGCCGGGGCGCAAGGUCCCAAGCAGGGACACCACGUGGUCGGCGCGCCUGGCGUGUACCGCGUGCUCAUCAUAGGGCCCAGGGGCUCCGGCAGGCGUUCACAGGCUAUGACGCUUGCUAAACAUUUUGGAUUGGUGUAUGUGCAUUUCGAAGAUUUAUUCGCCGAAGCUAAGGAGAAGAAGGACGAUAUUGGCGAGAAGCUGCGCAAGUACGGCGUCAGCGUGCAGACUAAAGCUGAAAUUGUGAAGCGUCGGCUUAUGGAACGGGACUGCAUCGACAACGGCUGGGUGCUCACCGGGUAUCCUAUGUCCGGUGCAGAUUUCGAGUAUUUGGACAAUAUAUCGACACCCGCAAAUCG